Messenger RNA from Actinia tenebrosa (Australian red waratah sea anemone), 6648 nucleotides. RefSeq lists its product as uncharacterized. Gene Ontology annotation, cellular component: LUBAC complex. Gene Ontology annotation, molecular function: K48-linked polyubiquitin modification-dependent protein binding; linear polyubiquitin binding; ubiquitin protein ligase activity. The record is from RefSeq and is a predicted model, not a curated record. NCBI's taxonomy places the organism in Eukaryota, Metazoa, Cnidaria, Anthozoa, Actiniaria, Actiniidae. Gene Ontology annotation, biological process: protein linear polyubiquitination.
UACAAUUCUGGGAAAAUGAGACAAAGGUUUCAAAUCUGAGUUGAAACUUUAUCUCACAGACAACAUACCGGAAAUGACUACUGGGUAGUUAGCCGUACGUGAUUAAUAAUUACUGGGUAGCCUGUUGGGAUACGGGAAAGUCCCUAUUUCUGAAAAAAAUGUAUGAGGGGAAAUUUCCCUUGUGACUAACUCAUCGUUUUUUUGCCACUUUCGUCUUCCUCAAACUGAUCAGAACGAAGAAAGACCUACCAUCGCGAGCCAAGAUAUAUCAUAAGGAUUAGAGAAUGAUGAUGAGACCAUUUCCAAAAUCCAUUUGUUAGAUUGAUUCUUUGAGUCAUAUAUAAUGAAAAGAAGCAAAACCAGAGAAAUUGAAGGAAAGUAUAAAGUUUACGAGUGCAACCUGUCUUCUCCUUCCAUCCCAAGAGGCAAUCAUUACGGCAUAUCCCACUACAAGUUGAAGGGAGCACCAUUGUCAAUGAAAGCAACGUGAAAAAUCUGUUCGAUUACCAGAGAAAUUCAUAAAUUUACGAGUAUUGUUAAAAGCGUUUUUUUUGGGAGGGAAACCAGUGUAGUUUAAACAAGAUGUCUAGAAAGGACGAAAUAGAUUGUCCAACUUCUGAAGUUGGUAGUAAAUCUUCUUUCAAUGAUAACCCAGCAUCAACCAUGGGAAACCCAUUAAUUUUACCAAAACAGUCACAACAAUAUUUCAUAAGACCCACAGUGCCGAUGGCCACAUUGUCUACUAACACCACAACAGUUCCAUCGGGAAGUUAUAUACAAUCUCCUAUAUCAUCACCAACAAGAAGUCCUCCACCACCAUACGGCGGAUCCAGCAGCCCUUUGUCAGAUAAUCCUAUGCAUGGAAAGGUCAAAUUCCAAAUCAUGAGAAGAAAGACUAGAAUGCUUCCUAAUCCCAAGAAAGCACACUCCAUUGAAAUGAGAAUUAUUGAAACCAGAGAAACAUUCACCGAAAUCUAUCUUUCUGGAGCAGAGUCCGAAAAACGUGAAUUUUGCAGACACUUGAUUGAUGAAGAUGCUCCAAUCAAUACCAAGUACAAGGAGCUUGAUUUGGACUCUUUGUUGAAACAGAACUUGGUUCAAUCCAGAGUUACAUACCUUGUCCAAGCUCUAGGCAUCCAAGAAAAAUACGCAUCAAACUUGAUCAAGGACGUUAGACCUCAGUUUUGGAGAACUGUUAAAUUCACCAGCAGUUUAUGGAAAACGUACCUGGAGAACAUUAACGGUAGUGUAGAAAUCCUAAUGAAAAUGGGAUACACUAAGCGUCUCAAGGAUGGACUCUCAUUUCCUGACGAUAUAAACGAACCAGAUAUUGUACGCGUCAAAGAAAUUGCCGCGGAUUUGUAUUUAGCGAAAAUUGAAACAGAUGACUUGAUUCAAAACAGGCACCCUUAUUACGUCAUCGCGUCAAGCCAAAGGGAAGCAUCCUCUGGGCCGUCAAAAGAAAAGAUACGUGCUCCAACUGGAAAAGAAAUCUCCACGAGUGAAGACAGUGAUUCUGAAUACGAAGAUGCUAAAGAUGGAUUAUCGAAUGAAGAUGAUACCAUCUCUGCACAACAAGUACCUGUCGCUACCUUGAAGCAGGCUAUCUCUUCUCCUCCACAAGAAUGUUUUGUUUGUGGAGAGAAAACAGUAGCUUGGUUUUGCAAAGAUUGCAAAGAGCACUUCUGUCAGGACUGCGACGUGAAAUUUCACAGUCGUCAUGACAGAAAAAACCAUGACCGUCAAAGAUUCGGAGGCGAAACCCCCGUGACUACGUAUACCAGUACAUCGAAAAGUUCUGGAGACGAGAUUGUCUCGCCAACAAUGAGAAAGCACGAAAAUAUCGUUUCCCAAAGGCCAUCACCCACAAGACUGGAGGACGAUGGUAUUAAAACAAAAAAGCCUGUUCCAAAGCCACGGAAAAGAAUUCCAAGCAAGACCACAAGAGUGUCUAGUCCAGGAAGUAUGACUACCAGUGUGUCUAGUCCAGACAGCAUGACUACCAGUUUGUAUAGUCCAGGAAGAAUGCCAAUUACGAAACGUUCUGACAUGGCUAACAGCCCUAGCGUAGAGAAGCUACCUCCGCCUAUCCCUAGCAGAACGAUUCAAAGUCCAACAAACUUCAACAAGAAUGUGACAAAAUCUGGUUCUGUAAUUAAAGAAAAAGUGCCUCAACAGCCGAGUAUACACACCAUUGAGCGUGAGAUUCUACGGCCACCAAACGUUGCAGAGUACGAACCGAUGAAAGAACCGCUGAAAGUACUCUUACAGUCCCAGCAGCAAGAAGAACCUAUUUACGAAUCACUGAAAAACCCAGAAAACCACAUCUAUGAAACACUAGAUCAUCAAAGCAAAGAUCCUCCUCCUUUGCCUCCAAAGCCUCCUAAAAGAGAGACUACAACAGCUCCAGUUUACAAAGGCGCGACCACUUGUCCAUAUUGCUAUUGUUUGAAUACAUCUGAUACUGUAAGAUGUAACGCGUGUGGAAGGAAAUUGCUUGAACAAUCCGCAAUUCCUGCAAAAUCGCCGCACAGACAUGAAGAACAAGGAGUAAUCCAUGACCCAUGGCAAAGCGUAAGCCAUCCUAUUGUUAAGCCACAAGGAACUGUUUCUCCUUUCUCGAAGACCGUGGAAAACCCUCUGUACUUCAACAGCACGCCACAAGCAGGGAUUGCGAAAACGCCAAGCCCAGAUUUGACCACCACAAGUUCUGAACCGAAAUGGGCAUGUGAAUUUUGUACUUUUUUGAAUCCAAUGGAUAAAACGAUAUGUGACAUGUGUGCAAAGACGAAGUCGGAAGGGGCCAGGGUAGUAGAGCCUAGUCCAGCACCAUCGAAGAGUCCCAUCACACCUGAACCAAUGUCAAUACUGUCUCCGUCAUUAGCAGUCAAGCUCCAAGAAGACGAGUUGAAAUUGACUAGCGAGGCUUUGCGCACUGCAAGUCAGUCUAAAGUAGUCCAGUCCUUGCAAAAAAAAGAAGAAGAGCUGCUACAAACCAAAGUUAAUGACCAUAAACAACUGUACAACAUACAACAGGGUAUGCUUGGUAUUGUUUCUCCUACUUUAAGUUAUCCCUCGGUGUUUUCAUCAUCCAGCGAAGGGCAAAGCCCCGAGUUGCUUAAAACAUCAAAGGAGAUGUACGUAUUUAGACGGGAGACAAGUUACAAAGAGAUCAGAGAAGCUCGAGAAUCUGGACAAGAGUUUGUCAGAAGGAUGAAGGAAGCAGAAUCAAAGGGAUUUUCUGCUGAAGAAUUAAACAUUGCGUACACCCUUUCAGUGGACGAUCCUCAAGGUCCAGUUCACUGGUUACAGACCAAAUGGCUGGAUCUUAUCCACAAAGUCAUGAUCAAAUUCACAGAUCAUUCGAAAAAAGAGGAUAUUGGGAACUUAAGCCCCGAGGAAGCUAGACAGGCCUUGAUAGAACGAACCGGGGAUGUUGAGAGGGCUGUUGAAUUGAGUAUCGAGGAGCGUAAGAAAGGGUUACAAGAAGUCAUGAACUCAGGCUUCUACCCCAGGAUAGAGUGUGUCUCUGCUCUGGAUUCAAACGAUGGGGACGUCAGCAAAAGCAUACAAGACCUACAGGUCAUGUCCUUUCAACCCAUGCUUCAAAGAAUAUGGGAUACGUGCUUGGCGGAUGAUGCUGAUGGUAACGAGGAAUGGUAUCUGCGCCGAAAUCCUGACAGACAGUUGAGUACUUCACAUGAUGAUGAGCUGUUUGAAGCUAUGGUGUCUAACAAAGAACUAGACAGAGAUCGGCGCAUCAGAGUCAUCUAUGCCGAAAAAAAAAUGAUCUCAUGGGGUCGUGCUGAGACUGCAAUCCGAUUAAUAGACGCGAAUUUCCCUGUAUUGGAUUCUGUAGAGGCAGCUCAAGCAGUUGGAGAUUUCGAUAGAGCGAAGCAGUUUCUCCAACGUGAAUGCAUCGUGUGUGCAGAUUUUAAAUCUGAAAGUCAAAUGGUGACGAUGUUGAAUUGUCAGUGUCGUUUCUGUCGUGAUUGUGUUAAACAAUACGUAACAACCGUGAUUCAGGAACAAAACAUUAUGAAGUUGGUUUGCCCUGAUUGUGGCGAGCCUAAUAAUCUGGACAACGAUAUAGUGGCUACUGAAUACUUCAAUAACUUGGACAUCAUGAUUCGUCGUAUCGUCGAUGAACCGACUCAUGAUUUGUUUCAACGAAAACUAAGAGACCGAACUCUUAUGAAAGAGCCUAACUUCAGAUGGUGUUCACACUGCUCUUCCGGGUUCAUCAAUGAGCGACCUGACUUGAUUAAAAUGGCUUGUCCCAACUGCCGCAAAUACACGUGUUUUAAGUGCAAGAAACAGUGGGAAGAUCAGCACGAAGGAAUCACAUGUGAACAGUUCGCUGCAUGGAAAACAGCUAACGAUCCUGAAGCCCAAGCACAUGGCCUUGCUGCGCAUCUCAAGGAAAAUGGAAUCGAAUGUCCUAAUUGCAAGUUUCGCUAUGAUCUGGCCAAAGGAGGCUGCAUGCACUUUAAGUGUAACCAGUGUUCGCAUGAAUUUUGUAGCGGCUGUUAUCAACCUUUUAGACAAGGAAACCAUUGUCCUGUAUCAAACAGAUGUGCAGGUAGAGGUCUUCACGCUCACCACCCUAGGGACUGUCUGUUCUUUUUGAGAGACAGAGAACCAGAAGAAUUGAAAAAGCUUCUUGAUGAACAUAAUGUACAGUACAACACUGAACCUCCUCAGAGGCCUGCGGCAGGUGCUGUAAACCACGGAUACCAGGAAGGGGAAGAAAGUGAAGUCCAAGGUGCGGCAGCAGCAGCAGCAGGAGGAGGAGCAGCAGCUGAUGUAGGACGCUGUAAUGUGAUGGAACAACGAGAAACUGGUAACGGCUUGCAGGAUGUCGAGUGCGGUAGAGAAACUCCUGCUGGAUACGCGGGGCUUUGUAGGUUGCAUUUUAAGGAAUACCUUGUUGAGAAAAUAAACGCGAACCUUAUUGAUCCACUGGGAAUGUUCGAUAUUAAUGAUCUAGAGGUUUUGAUUAAUCGCAACGAUCAAGAACCGCCUGCAAGGAAGUCACGAGAGAAAGAUGGACCGUUCCGUGAGCGUCUGGUACAGUUCGUUCAAGCUCAUUUUCCAUUACCCAAUAUGCCUCCACGAAGACGAGUACUAAAUAUAGACGAGGCUGUAGCUGAAGACCAGGUUCAUUUAAUUUUGAACGAAGAAGAACGGGACGGCCCGCCUCUUGACAGGUUUGCACCUGAUGUACAGGGAAUAGUCAACGAUGCUCUAGUCAAUGAUGGAUUCGAUGGGGUCAUUCAAGAUGAUUUACCAGAUGAUGAUCUUAAUGAUGACUUAUUUGAUGGUGGUUUACCAGAUGAUGACAUUUAUGAUGACUUUCCUGAUGAUGGUUUACCUGAUGAUGAUAUUUAUGACGGUUACGGUUCUGAUUUUUGAUACUGACCCAUAUAAAAAGGUUAGAUAUCGUUAUACACAUAUAUCCUAACCUUAAAUCUGCUUGAAAUAUAUAAUGAACUUUGCGCACUAGUAUACGAUAUUGAAACUUUUUUCUACUAAUCCAGUUUUUGGUUGGACAGACCUUUUUUGAGUAAGAUAAAGUGCCAAAUGCAUUGUUACCUAACUUGGGUGCAAACGUCAAGGUAUAAUGAACAAAAGUCAGAUGUUUAUACCAAAGCUUGGCCACAAUCAUACCUGCGUCAUUCAAAUGAUAUUUGAAAUAAUGACAGCUUUUGGGUCCCAUAAGCCUCGUUUAAAUUCCGAUAAACAGGAAGCACUAUGCUUUAACUUGGGUGCAAACGCUAAUAAGUCUAAUGGCCUUUGGAUUUUGUGAAAUUCAGAAAAAGGUCUACGAGGGAUCAUCUGUCGAUAUCUUUGGUUGUGGAACAAAUCAUUGAAAUAAUGGCGCGCUUUUCAAGUUUCUGCUUCCGGCAGCACAACUUUCAGCGGCGCCUGGGUUUUUGUCUUCCUUCAACCAAAAUAUUGCUAAUUCACUUAGAAAGUUGUAUAUACGAAACUGAAGUCAGCCAAAACAGGAGCUGUUGAGCUGUUGUCUGGGCUGCAAAAACAUGUAAAGAGUCUACGAAUAAUUAUAUUAUUUCGACAGCUCAAAAUUAAGUCGACAGCUCAAAGUUAUAUGUUCUCAUGAUAGCAAGUAUCAAUUAUUUGACAGAUAAAUAUGGACUUAAUUGCUAUACUUGGCUGUCCAAGCCUUAUCUCUAGGCUUACCUUGCUGAAGGUUUUGUUUUGUUGCAUACCAAGCCCGAAAUGCACUAUGGUCAAUGUGAAUUCAAUCAGAGAAAGGUCACAGAAAUAUAGAAUGUUACCAAACUUCGUCUCUACGUUUUCCGGUAUAUUUUCUUCUGCGCUGACAUGAUUUACAAUUUGAUCCAUAAUACAAUUCAGGCUUGUUGGCAUACAACAUUAAACAAAACCUACACCAAAGUGUUUUCUUAAAUAGACCCUUUGCAUGCAGCUCCAUCUGGGGGACAAAACAAUAAGUUCCAAUUCUCAAAAGAUUGGAAUUCUUUUGUUUUGUCCCCCAGAUCGAGCUGCUUUGACGUCAUAUGCAAGGUGUCUAUAUCGUAGUAAAGUCGUAGGCCACAAAAGGGCAUACGAAGCUUUGAUGCCUGUUGCUAGAUUUGUGACUAUAUCGUAGUAAAGUCGUAGGCC